AUGUCUCUUCAAUUGACUGAAUUCGUCAAGCGGCCAGGUGUUGGCAAGGUUGGCAAACCCGUUCGUGUCCGUUCCAACUUCUUUGAAGUCACUUCUUUCCCCACUGGAAACAUUCAUCACUACGAUGUCACCAUUGAUCCUCCAAGCGCUCCCCCAGCUCUUUAUCGCAAGGUGUGGAAGGCCUUUGAAGACCAAGACGGUCAAGGUGUUUUGACUGGUAUCAAGGCAGUCUUUGAUGGUCGCAAGAACGCUUUCUCUCCUAAGGUGUUGCCUUUGGGUGAAGAACAAGCCAAGGCUUUCAAUGUCACUCUCACUGACUCAGAUGCCCAAUCCAAGCGUGCCGGUGGUGGUGAAUUCACCAUUCGUAUCAAGAAGGCUGGUGAAAUCAACAUGGAAGAACUUAGCCGUUUCCUCAAUGGUCAAGCCUCUCAAUCCAACAACUGCUUGACUGCCGUCAUGUUCUUGGACAUUUUGAUUCGUCAUGUUCCUAGCACCAUGUAUGCCACCGUUGGCCGUUCUUUCUACACUGAUCAUGACAAGCGUGCUUUGCCUGGUGGUGCCGAAGUUUGGCAAGGUUUCUAUCAAUCUGCUCGUCCUGGUGUUGGCAAAAUGUACAUCAACUUGGACGUCAGCGCUACUGCUUUCCAUGAAGCUGGUCCUCUUCCAGGUCUUGUCGCCAAGUACUUGAACCGCCGUUCCGUUGAUGAACUUCGUCGUGGUAUCACUGAUCGUGACAUCAAGAAGCUUGAAAAGCAACUCAAGGGUUUGAAGAUCGCUAUCGUCCAUCGUGGUGAAAAGAACCGCAAGUACAAGGUCACCAAGCUCACCCCAAGCCCUGCCGAUCGUACCUCUUUCAAGGACCAAGACGGCAAUGAGAUGACCGUUGCUGCCUACUUUGCCAAGCAAUACAACAUGCGUCUCUCCUUCCCCUUCUUGCCUUGCGUUGUUGUCAAGCGUGAUAUCUUCUUGCCCAUGGAAGUGUGUGAAUUGCUCCCUGGUCAACGCCUCACCAAGAAGUUGAAUGAAAAGCAAACCGCUGAUAUGAUCAAGUUCACUUGUCAAAAGCCCCACGUUCGUGCCAACAAGAUCAAUCAAGGUCUCCAAUUGUUGCAAUACCGCAACAACCAAUACUUGCAACAAUGCAACAUGACCGUCAAGCCUGAAAUGACCACUGUCAACGCUCGCGUGUUGCCAACUCCUCAAAUCUCUUAUGCCAACAACGCUCCCGAUAGCACCUUUGCUCCUCGUGAUGGCGCUUGGAACUUGCGUGGCAAGAAGCUCGCACAAGGUGCCGUUUUGGGCUCAUGGUCUGUUGUCAACUUUGCUUCUCAAGUGCCCAUGCCUGCUAUUCAACGCUUCGUUCGUGAGAUGAGUCAAACUUUCAUUGAUACUGGCUUGAAUGUUGUUAACCGCACUCCUCCCAUCACCAAUGCUGACCCCAACGGUAACAUCGACCGUACGCUCAAGGAAGCUUGGCUCAAGGCUGGUAACGCUGCUAAGGCCAACCCUCAAUUGAUCCUCUGUAUCUUGCCCAACACUGGUACUCCUCUUUAUGCUGAGAUCAAGCGUAUCUCUGAUACUGUCAUUGGUAUCCCUACUCAAUGCGUCCAAAGCAAGCACAUCGCUGAUGCCAAGAAGCAAUACUGCGCCAACGUGUGUCUCAAGGUCAACAUGAAGCUUGGUGGCAUGAAUUUAUACUUGUCUCCUCCUCAAAUUCCUUUCAUCUCUCAACGCCCUACUAUCAUCUUUGGUGCUGAUGUCACCCAUCCUGCUCCUGGUGAUAUGAAUCGUCCUUCCGUUGCUGCUGUCACCGCAAGUAUGGAUGCUCGUGCUUCUCGCUAUGCUAGUGCCAUUCGUGUCCAAGCCAACCGCACUGAAAUGAUUGCUGAUUUGGGUAACAUGGUCAAGGAACUCCUCAAGAGCUUCUAUCAAUCUUGUGGUCAAAAGCCCGAACGUAUGUUGUUCUAUCGUGAUGGUGUCUCCGAGGGUCAAUUCUCUGAGGUCUUGCACAGCGAAAUUAAGCAAAUCAAGGAUGCAUGUGCUUCGCUUGAUCGAUCCUACAAGCCUACUAUCUCUUUCGUUGUCGUUCAAAAGCGUCACCACGCCCGCUUCUUCCCCAUGGAACAACGCGAUGCUGAUCGUUCUGGCAACUGUAUGCCUGGCACUGUUGUCGACUCCACCAUUGUUCAUCCCUUCGAGUUUGACUUUUACUUGCAAUCUCAUGCUGGUCUUCAAGGCACUUCUCGCCCUACCCACUACCACGUCUUGUAUGAUGAAAACAACUUCACCCCUGACUCUCUUCAAGAAUUGACUUAUCGUCUCUGCUACAUCUACGGUCGUGCUACCCGCGCUGUUUCUAUUGUACCACCCGCCUACUAUGCCGAUUUGGUUGCUGCCCGUGCACGCUUCCAUCGUCGUGGUGAAAACUGGUCUGAUACUGAGGCCACUUCUGAAUCAUUGGAUCCUGAGCAACAAAUGGCUUCCUUCGCUGUUGUCAAACCUGAAUUGCAAAAGGUCAUGUAUUACAUGUAA
Lichtheimia ornata is the source of this 2532-nucleotide messenger RNA. RefSeq lists its product as uncharacterized. Gene Ontology annotation, molecular function: RNA binding; protein binding. The transcript has 9 exons. The coding region runs from base 1 to 2532 and encodes 843 amino acids. NCBI's taxonomy places the organism in Eukaryota, Fungi, Mucoromycota, Mucoromycetes, Mucorales, Lichtheimiaceae. The record is from RefSeq and is a predicted model, not a curated record.